AUGAAUGAAAAUAAUAGCGAAGUUAAUUCAAAUUCCCACAAAAAUGAGAUGUUGCAAGAAGCGGAAACUAAUUCACUCAAUAACAAUGCAUGGGUUCUAUUUGACCGAUUUAGAGUCAAGAAUCUUCAGAAAGAUUUUUUACCAAAGUUGAUUCUAUUAGCAAUAUUGGAACCAAUUGAUAGCAAAGAACAACAACAUAUUCAAAUUGAAUUGGAUAUUCUUAAACAAGAAUUUGGUGAAAUAUUCGAAGCAAAAUUGAUUGACAGAAAAGCAUAUUGUAUUUGCAUCGAUAUAUUGAAUCGAUAUAUUAAAUUUCGCCAAAAUCCUGAGGAAUCUUUAAAAAAUUCUAUUCUUAAUGAAAUUUUUAGUAUUCUUCGGGUGGAAUCUUAUCAGAGCAAACUUAUUGAAAAUCAAAUAAAUAGAUUGUCUAUCGAUCAAAGGUCAGUUCUUCGAUACAUGGUGCAUCAGAGUAUUCAAGCUAAAAUCGCUUUUAUUCGAGUUACCUUAAAGAAUAAAAAUUAUCAAAGAUCUGAGGCGGAAGGUUAUCAUUGUACAAGAAAUCCAUUCUAUUAUAAAAUGAAGAAUAAUUUGGAAAAAAAAUGCAAAGAUAUCAAUGAUAAGUAUAAUAAUUUGUCAAGCGGCCAUAAUAAAUUAGGGGGUGAGUAUAAUAAAUUGGAGGAUAAGUAUAAUAAAUUGAAGAAUCAAUUGAGAAUGGAAAAAGAAAAUUCCAAAAUUAAAAUUAAGCAAUUGGAAAAAGAAAAUAAAGAUUUUGAAAAUGAAAUUAUUAGAAAAGAAGCUGAAUCCGCUAAGAGGGAAGCUAUGAUGUAUCCGGCUGCGCUCGGAAAGGCCACGAAUGUUUAUUGGAGUGAUGACACCAAUAAUAAUUCUAUACAAUUAACAAAAGAUAUUCAAGAACUAGAGAAAAAUGUUGAUGAUCUUGCUAAAGUCAAGGGUAGAAAAUAUAAAAUCAAUGAAGAAGGUGCAUUGAAAUUAUUGCAAAAAUAUAAUAUUCAAAUUGGUACCGAAGAUAAAAAAUUUAAAUCAAUUUUGAGCUUUGCACUUCAAAGAUUAGUUGUAGAGUUUAUUUUUGAUAUUGCGAAGAAUUUAUGCGACAAUUUAGAUAAAAAUGAUGAUGAUAAUCUAGAGUCAAAUAUCAUAUAUCAUACUGAAGAAUUAGUUAAAUAUUCAUCUAGACUUGUUAACAAACGUAAGGGAGAUGAUAAAAUAUCAAAUGUGACUCCUAUAAAAAUUCGUCAGCAAAGUUAUGCUAUGCUCGCAUUACGUGGUUUCGUUAAUGAUCACCAUUUAAUCAGAGAACAAGUUAAUAAGCUUAUAAAGAAGAUGGAGCAAUAUCGUGAUAUUGUUGAUAUCGAAAAACAAAAGGAAUUUAGAGUAGAAACUGAAAAUUUGGUCAGGUCCGGUAUUCAACUUUACUUUUUCUUGAAAACUCAAGAACCAGUUCCUGAAAUUAAAUGGUACGAAUUAGGAAAUCCCAUCGAAAAACAUGCAAUGAAAGGUCAUUGGGAACAUGGCGAAGAAAGAUAUUUAAAACAAAGAACAAUCAAAGUUGAAUCGGAUAUUCUUAAGCAAGAAUUUGGUGAAAUAUUCGAAGCAAAAUUGAUCGAUAAAUUGAAUCGAUAUAUUGAAUUUCACCAAAAUUCUGAUAAAUCUUUAAAUAAUUCUAUUUUAAUAAAAUUUUUUAGUAUUCUUCGCGUGGAAUCUGAUCAAAUCAAACCUGUUGAAAAUUAUUUAAAAAGAUUGUCUAAUGAUCAAAGGUCAAUUUUUCGACAUAUGGUGCAUCAGAGUAUUGAAGUUAAAAUCGCUCUUAUUCGAGUUACCUUAAAGAAUAAAAAUUAUCAAAGAUUUAUCAUUGAAGAAUAUAAUGAAUUGAAAACGGGUCUUGAAGCAAAAUACAAUGAAUUGUUGAGCGAGUAUAAUAAUUUGCGAUUAACAAAAGAUAUUCUAAAACUAGAGAAAAACGUUGAUGAUCUUGCUAAAGUCAAGGGUAGAAAAUAUAAAAUCAAUGAAGAAGGUGCAUUGAAAUUAUUACAAAAAUAUAAUAUUCGAAUUGGUCCGGUAUUCAACUUUAUCUUGAAAACUCAAGAACCAGUUCCUAAAAUUAAAUGGCAUGAAUUAGGAAAUCCUUUCGAAGAACAUCAAUGA
This is a messenger RNA of Diversispora eburnea, 2163 nucleotides long. The record is from the annotation of a GenBank genome assembly. NCBI's taxonomy places the organism in Eukaryota, Fungi, Glomeromycota, Glomeromycetes, Diversisporales, Diversisporaceae.